AUGGCCAUGGCUAACAAUGGAUCACUUUCUCCUGCCCCUCCUGCGGCUUUCCAAGAGCCUCCACCCGAUUACAUUGAAAAUGGACGCCUGUAUCAUGGACUACACAAAGGAAAAUACAUGUUUCCUUGCGACGAGGAUGAAAAGGACCGGAUGGAUAUAUUUCACAAAUUUUUCGAAGUCGCAAUGGGAGGUGCGAUUGAUAUGGCCGACAAAUAUGGUUCAGAUAUGGGUACAGGUGAAGUUCUCGGGCUUGACCUAGCUAGAAUACAACCUCCAACUAUCCCCGAAAAUUUACAGUUUUUCCAAAGAGAUAUAGAAUCACCUUGGUGGGGACUCGAAGUUGAGUCGUGGGAUAUGGUUCAUAUACGGAUGCUUUCCGGGAGCAUUAACAGCUGGCCUGCAUUAUACCAAAAGGUCCGCAGGUAUCUCAAGCCUCAGGUAGGCCGUUUUGAGCAGGUUGAAAUAGAUUUUACUCCUCGCUCAGAUUUCGGGGACAUUCCAGCUGACUCGGCGCUGGCUACGUGGGCGCGGAACCUUUUCGAAGCUACUCGGCGCAAUUUUCGACCUCUAGCUUAUAAUACCGAGAUUCGAGCAAUGCUUCAAAAAGAAGAAUUUCUCGAUAUUCAAGAAGAAGUGAUACGAAUUCCUCUCAAUCCCUGGCCCGAUGAUCCACAAGAAAAGGAUGUUGCAAGAUGGUACAAUCUGGCCCUCACCCAGGGACUAGAAGCAAUGACGCUUGGACCUAUGCACAGAAUAUAUGGGUGGACGAAAGAUGAUGUCACAAGGCUGAUUACAGAAGUGAGGAGAGAUAUUUGCAAUAGGAAAAUCCGCGCUUAUAAUAAUUUGCAUGUAUGGACUGCACGCGCACCGGUCAAACCCCCUUCAUAG
Messenger RNA from Botrytis porri, 888 nucleotides. RefSeq lists its product as uncharacterized. The record is from RefSeq and is a predicted model, not a curated record. The transcript has 8 exons. NCBI's taxonomy places the organism in Eukaryota, Fungi, Ascomycota, Leotiomycetes, Helotiales, Sclerotiniaceae. The coding region runs from base 1 to 888 and encodes 295 amino acids.